AUGCCAGCUACAACAUCAUCAUCAUUAUCAAACUCAACAUUAUCUUCUCCCAAUGAUCCAUCCACACCCAGCAUCACCAUUUCUGCUGAUCCUACACAAUCUACAUCUCCUCCUGAAGGUUCACUGCCCUCCACCAAAAUACCUGCAGUGGGUUCAUCAAUCCCACGUCAACGGAGCUUUUUGGCUGCAGCCCAAAAGGUGAUGAUGCAGGAGAAAAUAAGAAAGGCUGAGGAAGAGACCAAGGCUGAAGAAUGUGAUGAUAUGGAUGAAGAUCUGCCUUUUGAGGAGCUCCUGGAGAAAGCUGAGGCUGGAGACCCUAGAGCACAGAGUAGA
Molecule: messenger RNA, 333 nt
Organism: Sinocyclocheilus rhinocerous
Lineage: Eukaryota; Metazoa; Chordata; Actinopteri; Cypriniformes; Cyprinidae
Product: transcription initiation factor TFIID subunit 11-like
Exons: 2
Source: RefSeq, a predicted model, not a curated record